Molecule: messenger RNA, 300 nt
Organism: Kwoniella shivajii
Lineage: Eukaryota; Fungi; Basidiomycota; Tremellomycetes; Tremellales; Cryptococcaceae
Exons: 2
Coding region: 1-300 (99 amino acids)
Source: RefSeq, a predicted model, not a curated record
AUGAUACCAAGAGCCUUACCAUACGUUAAUUUCUUCGUCGCCUCUUCGGCUCUACUGUUUCAAACUACUGUCUUGUAUCCCUGGCACCAUAUACUAAGCGAUGAUUUCGAACAUAUGAAAGCAGAACAAGCCCGCCAACUAGCAGAGUAUCACAAGGAGAAAAGACAGUUAUUAGAUGCGUUACACCUCAAAGUCGAAGAUUUGGCGAGAACGGUAGCGCCUGAAAAGUUCAGAGAAGCGGGAACUAGAUUAGUUGAUUCUGCAAAAGUGGAUCUAGAUAAUUUAAGGAUAAACAAAUGA